AUGCCCGAAGUGGCCGGGCGAACGUCCCUGGUUCAAGUCGAUGCUAUCCAUGCCUGUCGCACUUCGCCCUCCGGCGGAGCUUUCGUACUGGCCGACCAUGUGAACGGCAGGGCUCGUGCAUCUGCACGGGCUGGUGCGUGGCGCUGUCAGAGGCAUGCCGCCCGCCGGCCCCAUUCCCCCAACAAGCGCUUCCGCAAGUCAGACCCGCAGCAGCGGGCGUUGAUGAGCGAAAUGCUGCGGGAGGAGACCGAAGGAGGUAUCCUGCAAGCAGUGCAGCGGCUUCGGGAAAGGGACUGCCUUUCCAGCGCCCAUGACUACACCAGUGUGGUCAUUGCUUUUUCCCGCAAGAACUACUGGCAGAGGGCGUGUGACGUCUUGUCAGAGAUGCAUGCCCGUAGUCUGGCAGCGAAGCCAGUUGCCUACAACAAUGCCAUGAAUGCCUGCUUAAGCAGGGAGAACUGGCAGCAGACGCUCGAAUUGCUGCGACAGAUGAGAGGCCGGGAGGUACUUGGCGAUUUGUUCUCCUACACCAAUGCCCUGACGGCUUCCAGCCGCGCGGGUUUGUGGCAGGACUCUUUGAGGCUUAUUUGGGAUAUGGUGGGAGACAAAGUCGCUCCUGACAUCGUCGCAUUCAAUGCGGCCCUUGCCGCCUGCGAGGUCGCAGGCCGCUGGCAAUGGUCGCUUCAGCUGAUGAAAGCCUUGGGCCAAGCCAAGCUGCAGCCAGAUGACGUGACCUACCGAUCGAUCACGCGUGCACUGGAGGCCGCCGAGCAGCAGCUGCGGGCGCUGCGCCUUGAAAUGCCGGGGCGUUUCUGGGGCCCCUCUCCAGACCCAACGCUGGGCUCGGAGGAAGGCCUCGCGACUUCCGGGCAGCCCCUGCACUACUGCAUCGUGCAGUGCGAUGAGCAGGGUUUGGAGGGCUGGUCGCUGGCAGCCGGCAGCAAACACCGGCGCUGGGACACGCUUUUGCUUGGGCUGCUGCAGUGCUUCAUGAUGGAUGGGCAGUGGCUGCGAAAUGUGGCCGCCUCAGUUUUUGUGGGCCCCGAUGCCCUCCAUGCCACAGGGGCCUUGCAGCCGCUGGUGAUGACGGCACUGGGCCAGGGCAAAGACGGGCGCCCUUUCUACCAACCGGCCACCUUGAAAGCCUUUGAGGAGUCGCUGUGGAGGCAGCGUGGCCAGGAUGCGGAGGGCCUCCGAUGGCAGCUCGCACAGCGCCGGCCGCGCAAUCAGGCGCAGGCAAAAGGUAUGCUCCUGGAAAGCCUGGGUGAGCUCUUCGAUCAUGCGCCGGAGAAGGCUGGCGUCCUGGCCUUUGAUGCUGGUGCCACCCGGACAUACAACGAGCUGCUGGCAUCCAGCUGGGCGGCAGGACGCGAGAAGCUGUUUGUGCUCCUUGGCGGUGCGCAUGGCUUUGAUGGGAUGGAUGAUGCCGACGGCCGCUUUUUCGCAGAGGUUCUGCGUCUUUGUGAAGACCGUGUCGGCGCAUCGAACGUGGCGAAGGUCACGCUCGCAGAAGAUGCCAGCGCUGCCGUCUUCCCACUGUCCAAAGUCAUCAGCUUCAUCAGUGUGGAACAUUGCCGCGGUGUCUUUGCGGGCGAAAGAAAGGCGCUCGCAGACGGUGCAGCAAGAGGAGGCUAUGAGGGCUGUCUUGCCACUCUUUGGCUGAUGCGCAGCCUUUGCUCCUGCUCAGUUCCGGGACAUCUACCGGAACCUGCGCCUCGAGGAUUGAGAGAACUUCGCAGGACUUCAGAUUUCGACCCCCAGAGCCAUGCGCUGCCACGCCCACUCGCAAUGGCCACUGCCGUGGCCAGCUUUGGGCAGCCCUUUGCCUGCCACUGCUCGGCAAAAUCUCCACAGAAGCAAGGCGACCUGAGUGAUGAUUCCGUGUCAUGCCCCGCAAAGGCAGGGGAGGAUGACGAUGCUGUGCGAAGGUUGUUGAACACGAUCGAGGGGGACGAGCUCGAAGUCUGA
Molecule: messenger RNA, 1968 nt
Organism: Symbiodinium natans
Lineage: Eukaryota; Dinophyceae; Suessiales; Symbiodiniaceae
Source: the annotation of a GenBank genome assembly